AUGUCAGCAUUCAUUAGAUGGUACAAUGGAAGGCUCGCAGCCCGUCCUCUGCUCACUCAGGGCGUGACGACUGCGGUGCUCUUUGCAACUGGUGAUCUCACCGCUCAGCAGCUGGUCGAGAAGAAGGGCCUGAAGAACCACGAUGUGGCUCGAACAGGCCGUAUGGCGCUCUACGGUGGAUGUGUUUUUGGGCCUGUUGCAACCACCUGGCUGGGUUUCCUCGCCCGUCGCGUCACCUUCAGAAAUGCCCGUGUUGAGACGCUGGCGCGCGUGGCGGCUGACCAGACACUCUUCGCUCCCGUCAUGAUUGGAGUCUUCCUGGGUAGCAUGGCCACGAUGGAGGGCAAGAGCCCCAAGGAGCGCCUCGACACCACCUGGUGGCCGGCGCUCAAGGCCAACUGGAUGCUGUGGCCGUUUGUCCAGUUCAUCAACUUCACCUUCCUGCCGCUGCAGUACCGUCUGCUAUUUGCCAAUGUCAUCUCCAUUGGCUGGAACAGCUACCUCAGCUGGGUGAACAGCCAGGGCCAGAACAAGGGCCACGAGCUGGUCGCUGCCCCUGCCACCUAA
Molecule: messenger RNA, 567 nt
Organism: Trichoderma gamsii
Lineage: Eukaryota; Fungi; Ascomycota; Sordariomycetes; Hypocreales; Hypocreaceae
Product: protein SYM1
Exons: 3
Coding region: 1-567 (188 amino acids)
Cellular component (GO): membrane; cytoplasm; mitochondrion
Source: RefSeq, a predicted model, not a curated record